Ciona intestinalis (vase tunicate) is the source of this 1559-nucleotide messenger RNA. Lineage: Eukaryota; Metazoa; Chordata; Ascidiacea; Phlebobranchia; Cionidae. The record is from RefSeq and is a predicted model, not a curated record.
GUGUUUCAGGUAAAUUGCUAGUUUGAAUAUGAGUAAAUCAAAGUCGUUGUUGUGUAUUCGAAACAUUAAUUGUUUGAAUGGAAAAGACUCUCUGUUCAACAAGUUUUGUUCAAAUGAUUUACCCUUUGUGUCAAGACUGCAAUAUAGAAGAUAUUUAUGUUUUGUUCACAAAAGAAAGAGAACAUUACAAUCAACUUUUCUUUCAACGAGAAUAUUGAAAAGAGGUCACGUUACAAAACAAGUUAAACUAGACCAUGUGGGAAUUCUGGAAAAUCUUAAAUCAGACGGUAACUACUCUCCUGGUCAAAUGUUCUUACAUCGUGUGUUUGGGUAUAGAGGAGUUAUAUUAUAUCCUUGGACGGCUCAUAUUUAUGAAAAAAACUCUGAAGCUACACCAGAACCUAACAAAGAGAAUGAAAAAUCUGAAGAUUCAAAACCAGUUCCAGUAACUGAAACAUUUUAUCAAGUGUUGGUUGAUGCCAGAGAUAGCCCACAUGUUGCUGUACAAAGUGAAGCCGUGACAUUUCUUACCAACUCACAACCUGGUGAAAACAACCAUUCAUCCUUAUACACAAUACCUGGUAUAGAUUAUGUUUCUCAACAUGAUAUACUGCCGUACACAUCAGUUGAACCUCUCCCCAUGUCUCAUGAAUUGUUCCCAAAGUUUUUGGAAGCAGAACAAACAACUAAUGGAACAGUUUUAAGUACCACGGAAACAUUGGCUUCGUGGCAGAAAAAGAAUCAUUUCUGUUUGGAAUUGACAAAAGUUCAUAUUGAAACUACAGAGAAUAUUCGAGUUACUGCCAUACCUUUUUACCUUGGUGCUAAGGAAUCCCGGAAUUCUCUGGAAUAUUGGUGGAGAUAUUGCAUCAGAAUUGAGAACUUGGGAGAAACUGGUGCCCAUCUACGUGAGAGACACUGGAGAAUAAUAAGUAACGGUUCGGUGAAGACUGUCCGUGGCCGUGGUGUUAUUGGAAGGGAGCCCAUGCUGAAUAAGAGUCAACCAGCAUUUCAAUACAGCAGCCAUGUUUCUUUGCAAUCAUCAAGUGGUCAUAUGUGGGGAAUAUUUCGAUUGGAACAAGAAGAUGGCAAACAGUUUGAUGCCAGGAUACCGGCUUUUGCAUUAGAUGGGAACAAAACAACUAAAACAGAACCAUGAUAUUUAAUCGUAAUAAUUAUAUGAUGCAGGGUAUGCAAGCCUACCCUGAGAAUUCUGCAAGGGUUGCAGCAACCCAAUUGUAAAAGCAAAUUAUCUUUUAAAUACUUAUACAAAUGCAGGCCUAGCUCAUUUUAUUGUCCAACCCCUGAAAUUUUAUAAAAUAAACUCUGCUGAUUAUAGUUGCAAUAAACAUUAUGCUGCUCCCAAAAUAAAGUUCAUUUUACUAAACUGUAUUACAACCAUAAAUAUAAUAAAUAUUAUGUGGUGUAAAAAUAAAUAGAUUGUUGAUGUGCUUAAAUUUACAAGUCUUCAGAUUUCUGUACAACAAUUUCUGUGUUGCUCUACUGUAAGUUGGGAGUGGUUUGUAUUUUGUUUAAAAUAAAGUAUGGUCUCUUGGGAA